Molecule: messenger RNA, 1024 nt
Organism: Stylophora pistillata
Lineage: Eukaryota; Metazoa; Cnidaria; Anthozoa; Scleractinia; Pocilloporidae
Source: RefSeq, a predicted model, not a curated record
ACGGGAUUUUGCUCUUUCUGAGAAUUUUAGAGCCCUUAGCCGGUGAGAACUAUGUCUAUUCCCUACGCAUUAUCGAUGGAGCAAUCCUAUAGCUGGCUAUGGCAGUUUAAGGCAGUUAAUUUGAAAGAUAUGUGGGAAAUAUGCGACAAUCUUUCAGAAGAUAUGAGGAAAUUUCUUUACGUAAUCAGUACUGAAAUUGGUUUCACUUUGACAAGCAAGAUAAUGUUUAAUCAAGAGUUUCUGCUGUGGAGAUGCAGCCGUUUCCCGUACAGAGAAGACGUCAUGAAUCAAUGGUUUGAUCAUAGCAUUCGGUCUGGAAGUGAGCAAGAACAGCAGAAGAAAGUCAGAAUUAUGAACGUCAAUCAGGAAGGAAGAGAUUCUUUCAUGAGGCGCAUCGAGGACAAAACAGCGGAGCUAUCACCGUUAAAUGAACAUUAUGAAGUAUUUUAUCAUGGAACAAAUCACGAGAGUGCUAAAAACAUAAUGGAAGACGGCAUUAGGCUGCAAUGCGGUAGGGAAAAACUAGACUUUAGCGAUGGUGAUGGAUUUUACGUAGGUGUCGAUUUCAUCGAGGUCAAUGCUUGGGCGUUAGAGCAGUAUGGCGCAGGAGACAAUGCAGCUGUACUUGUGUACUAUGUAGAUACAAAUCAAAUGCGAGAACAAAUUAAUGGUCUGGAUCUGCGAAGCAACAAAACUGAAUGGCAAAGAGUUGUCAGAGAGUAUCGAGGAUCGCAAUUUGCAGCGCCACACAAACCGUCUACCUCGAGAGGCCGUGUGAAGAAUGGCAGUAGCGAUGCUACAUAUCGCAAGGAAUUAAAACAGUAUGAUUUCAUUGAAGGACCUAUGACUGUCCGUCGAAAGGGGAAUUAUUAUGAUUAUGCCAUAGACAAUGAGUCAUACCAACUUUGCGUGCGAACUAGAAGAGGUGCCACGCUAUUUAAUCAAAACCUGCACUCUGUAGUGUUCUUUUAACGACAAUUUCCAGAGGUGUUCGAUUCCGGAUUAAAGUAUCAAGUUGUCAAUA